Haliaeetus leucocephalus (bald eagle) is the source of this 2586-nucleotide messenger RNA. It is a transcript of the gene SLC8A2, whose product is annotated as solute carrier family 8 (sodium/calcium exchanger), member 2. NCBI's taxonomy places the organism in Eukaryota, Metazoa, Chordata, Aves, Accipitriformes, Accipitridae. Gene Ontology annotation, cellular component: postsynapse; sarcolemma; axon. The record is from RefSeq and is a predicted model, not a curated record. Gene Ontology annotation, biological process: sodium ion transmembrane transport; cell communication; calcium ion import across plasma membrane. Gene Ontology annotation, molecular function: calcium:sodium antiporter activity.
ACGUGCCAGGGCUCCAACCGCUGCCAGCCCGGCGUCCUGCUGCCCGUCUGGCAACCCGACAACCCCUCCUUCGGCGACAAGGCAGCCCGCGCCAUCGUCUACUUCGUGGCCAUGAUGUACAUGUUCCUGGGCGUCUCCAUCAUCGCCGACCGCUUCAUGGCCUCCAUCGAGGUCAUCACCUCCAAGGAGAAGGAGAUCACUAUCACCAAGGCCAACGGGGAGACCAGCAUCGGCACCGUCCGCAUCUGGAACGAGACGGUCUCCAACCUCACCCUGAUGGCGCUGGGCUCCUCGGCCCCCGAGAUCCUCCUCUCCGUCAUCGAGGUCUGCGGCCACAACUUCCAAGCGGGUGAGUUGGGACCCGGCACCAUCGUGGGCAGCGCGGCCUUCAACAUGUUUGUGGUCAUUGCCGUCUGCGUCUACGUCAUCCCCGGCGGUGAGAGCCGCAAGAUCAAGCACUUGAGGGUCUUCUUCGUCACGGCCUCCUGGAGCAUCUUUGCCUACAUCUGGCUCUACCUGAUCCUGGCCGUCAUCUCCCCCGGGGUGGUGCAGGUCUGGGAAGCCCUCCUCACCCUCAUCUUCUUCCCCGUCUGCGUGGUCUUUGCCUGGGCCGCUGACAAACGGCUCCUCUUCUACAAGUACGUCUACAAGCGCUACCGCGCCGACCCCCGCAGCGGCAUCAUCAUUGGCACCGAGGGCGAGCUCCCCAAGGGCAUCGAGAUGGACGGCGGCUUCCCGGUCCCUGAGCGCCGCGAGGCCGAAGGCACCGGCGUCACUGCAUCGCCUGCCCUGCCCGCCCCCACGCCGGAGGAGAAGGAGCUGGACGAGAGCCGCCGGGAAGUCAUCCAGAUCUUGAAGGACCUCAAGCAAAAGCACCCCGAGAAGGAGUUGGAGCAGCUAGUGGAGAUGGCCAACUACUACGCCCUGCUCCACCAGCAGAAGAGCCGAGCUUUCUACCGCAUCCAGGCCACCCGUAUGAUGACUGGUGCCGGUAACAUCCUCAAGAAACAUGUGGCCGAGUUCUCCAAGAGGUCCUCCACCCUCCUGGAGGUGCCCUCGGACGCCGAAGAGGAGACCUGCAGCCGUAUCUUCUUUGAGCCGUGCCUGUACCACUGCCUGGAGAACUGCGGCUCGGUGACGCUCUCGGUGGCUUGCCAACACGGCGCUGAAGCCAACCACACUUUCUACGUGGACUACAAGACGGAGGAUGGCUCGGCCAAGGCGGGCUCCGACUAUGAGUACAGUGAGGGGACGCUGAUCUUCAAGCCAGGGGAGACCCAGAAGGAGCUGAAGAUCGGCAUCAUCGAUGAUGACAUCUUCGAGGAGGACGAGCACUUCUUCGUCCGCCUCCUCAACCUCCGGGUGGGCGAUGCCGAGGGGAUGUUCGAGACCGACUCGGCCGAGCACCCCAAGGGUCGGUUGGUGGCUCCUUUGGUGGCCACCGUCACCAUCUUGGACGACGACCACGCCGGCAUCUUCACCUUCCAGGAUCGGUUGCUGCACGUCAGCGAGUGCCAGGGGACGGUGGAGGUGAAGGUGGUCCGCAGCUCUGGCGCCCGUGGCACCGUCCUCCUGCCCUACCGCACGGUGGAGGGAACGGCCCGCGGCGGCGGCAUCCAUUACGAGGACGCCUGCGGGGAGCUGGAGUUCAAGAACGACGAGACCGCGAAGACGCUGCAGGUGAAGAUUGUGGACGACGAAGAGUACGAGAAGAAGGACAACUUCUUCAUCGAGCUGGGGCAGCCACGCUGGCUCAAACGGGGCAUCUCGGGUACGGGUGGGGCCAGGAACCCUUGGGACACCACGCUGGGGAUGAGCACCCUUGUGCCACCAACCUGGGGCCAGCACCCCAGCACUGUGGACCCUGGAGCCAGGCAGCUCCGGGUCCACGGUCCCCCUCCCCGCGUUGGGCUGACGGUGACUUCCUCGGCAGGCGAGGAGGAGGAGGAGGAGGACGGUCGGGAGGAGCGUCUGCCCUCCUGCUUCGACUACGUGAUGCACUUCCUGACCGUCUUCUGGAAGGUUCUUUUCGCCUGCGUGCCCCCCACCGAGUACUGCAACGGCUGGGCCUGCUUCGGCGUCUCCAUCCUCCUCAUCGGCGUCCUCACCGCCCUCAUCGGCGACCUGGCCGCCCACUUCGGCUGCACUGUUGGCCUCAAGGACUCCGUCAACGCCGUCGUCUUCGUGGCCCUUGGCACGUCCAUCCCUGACACCUUCGCCAGCAAGGUGGCCGCGCUGCAGGACCAGUGCGCGGACGCCUCCAUCGGCAACGUGACGGGCUCCAACGCCGUCAACGUCUUCCUGGGGCUCGGCGUCGCCUGGUCGGUGGCCGCCAUUUACUGGGCAGCGCAGGGCCGGGACUUCGAGGUGCAGACAGGCACCUUGGCCUUCUCCGUCACCCUCUUCACCAUCUUCGCCUUCGUCUGCAUCAGCGUCCUCAUGUACCGCCGGCGGCCCCACAUCGGGGGCGAGCUGGGGGGACCCCGCACCCCCAAACUCCUCACCGCCGGCCUCUUCCUCGGCCUCUGGCUCCUCUACAUCCUCUUCGCCAGCCUGGAAGCCUACUGCCACAUCAAGGGCUUCUGA